This is a messenger RNA of Paracoccidioides lutzii Pb01, 4761 nucleotides long. RefSeq lists its product as hypothetical. Gene Ontology annotation, molecular function: GTPase activator activity. The coding region runs from base 1 to 4761 and encodes 1586 amino acids. The record is from RefSeq and is a predicted model, not a curated record. The transcript has a single exon. Gene Ontology annotation, biological process: regulation of small GTPase mediated signal transduction; positive regulation of GTPase activity; negative regulation of TOR signaling. Gene Ontology annotation, cellular component: cytoplasm; TSC1-TSC2 complex; nucleus.
AUGUCUUCUGGGGAUGCUUCCUCCCCCCCCCAAAAUAAAUCAACUUCCUCAACUUUCGCAGAUGUCUUAAAGACGCUAGCAAGCGGACGCCCAAAGUCACAAUCGCCCGUGCCGCAUGGGAAUAGCAUUGGCGAACCAUUUCCACAACAGAUGGAUGGCCGAAGGGGUAGUAGAGUCACCUUUGGUUUCGAGUCAUUGCAUCGGGGAAACGCUUCCUCAACCAUCCCAGACUCCCAAGAGCUUCCCGAUUUUGAGACUUUACAAAGGGGGAUUAGCCAUGAACAACCACUUGCCGCCGCACUGGAAAUAGCAGAAACUGCAGCUCGUUCCUUACACUACUACAAUGCGGAGCAAGCAUUGUCGCUUUGGGAGUCAGGCAGCUAUCUCAUCGACUGCUCAAGCUCAGCUGAUGCCCGAAAAGCCGGUUCCAACCUUCUGGAGGCAAUAUGUCGCCGGCAAGACCUCUCUUUACCCACCCGUCAAAUUUUGUUCCAUUGUAUUUCGCAGUCCUUCCCGCCAGACGUGAUUCCCUCCCAAGUGAAUGCAUUGAUCUCAUUGUCGGACCAUGGAAGGAAGUUAGAUUUUACGGACAAACCUGUUUUGCCAACCAUUGCCUCUUGGAUAGUUCCUCUCUAUGCCACAGUCGCUUCGAUGCGUUCGAAAUUGAAGAAAUCCAAGGCACCACGUCAGAACGGUAACGGAGUAGAUGACACAGUUUUGGGAGACCUUUUUCAGUUGGUCAUCGACGUAAUUACCUUGCAGCGUUACCCUCCAAAUCCCAAUGAACUUGAGCUGCUUUUGGACCAAGUUUUUGCCAUUUGCAAGCAAACAACUGUGGCCAAUGACAUUAAAAAUUCCCUCUCUGUUUUUGAUGCGGUUAUUUUCACGUCGGACGUUCCUGACGCAAGUUUUAAUGGCUUGUUGGAGGUAUUAUGCAGCAUCCAUGCUUCUGUGAAGUCUCUAGCUGGUCCUACUUCACGAGCAGUUCGUAACUUGGCAAAAUCACGAAAACAGUCUGAAAUGGUGUCUUUGCUACAUGCCUUCCUUCUAGAAACAACGGAACGUCAAGAUCGAAAUCUCAAUGUUACUCGUGGCGCUGUUAAUAUUUUUAGGGAUUUGUUGGCUGCCUAUGGCCAGGAUGGAAUGCCAACUAUAUCUUUUGAUGAGCUGAUUGGCUCCCUUCUAAGUGCGGCUAAAAGAAAUGACGGCCGUGUCAACACCGAUAUUUUGGAUGUGUGCUUAAGUUUGCUACAAGGAGAAUAUUCCUCGACGACAUUGCAACAUACCUGGUCAGAUUUAACUCGCCUGAUUCUCACUUGUUCCCAGCGGGUUCUGGAUGCGGACGUUUCCCCCCUAAGUCCGGAUCCGAAAGCGCGACAAGCUUGCCCCUCAGGGUCCGGUGUGAUGGACGACUUGCAAUCAAAUCUAGCGGCAAAUAUCAAUCGUAUCCUUACCGCUAUACAAUCCAUUUGGCCGAAUAUGAAUGGGGAACAACGGCUACAAUCAAGUAGUCUAUUUGCCGCAGCGCAUAGUCAACUAAGUCCAGCACAAGCUCAACUUUAUUUCGAAUUUUGCAAAGCGGAAAGGCUUUGCUACCCGAAACACCCCGAAUGGGCACAUUUCUCCCGGGAACUUGUUAACAACUUUAUCCUCCCUCAAGAUAAGAACCUAGAAGUCCGCCUGCAAGCACUGAGCACAUUUGAAGAUGCCUAUAGGUCAGACAAUGCUGCCCGAUUGUUUAACAAAGAAGACUUCAUUUCAUCAUUGCUUGUUAGGUUUACUGAGGAACGCUCAUAUUAUUUCCUUGAUGCACUAGUGUCAUUUUUGGUGGAAGCAUCUGAACACUGCAACGAGGAUACUUUUAGGCUUUUGGUUGAAACAUUUGGCUCCCCUAUGGCCAAGGACGGUGAUAACGAACAAAGGUCAUCAACAACCGCCCCCUUAUCAAGGUCUCUUUCAUCUGCUGAUGUGUCGGAACCGUCAUUGGCAAAUGUCGUGACAAUUGGCUUGGUUAAAAUGUUUCUGAGGUCAUUGAAGGACGCCCCAGUGAAUGCCUCAAUUAUAUACGAGAAGCUUAUUGAAAUCGCUCAAUCACGAAGUAGGCCAAUCGACUCACGCUUGACCGCCCUCAAAUUACUUUUCCGCCUCCGUUGUGACUCCACCGGAUCCAUCUAUGUCAUUUCUUCCACAGAGAAUGAAUUCCUGAUCAGUGUAUUAUGCCGGACAGUUGAUCUUACUUCAAGAGCAAGCAUAAACGAAGAAUCUUCCUCAGAACGCACAUCAAAGACUGAGGAAAGCGCGUCACAGGCCCAAGGUGGUAGGUCAUCUUUGAAAGAACAAGCAUCUGUGCCCCUUCCCACAUCUAGCGGUCGAUCAAAUGCCCAAUUCCGCACUCUAAAAUGGACUCCACCUGUUUGGACUCAUGCCGAACCAAAGGGUCUGCCUGAAGACCCUCCACCGUUUGCCAGCAUUCAUACAGUUGCCUAUUUGAAUGACGUGGCCACUGAGCAACCAGAUGAAGCGAGGAAAAUCCCUCUCAGGAUAAAUCUGUGGUUGGAAACGGUCAUUUCACUUUUUCAACAGGAGAAAGAUUGGGAUGUUUACAGCUAUGUCCUCGCUCAUCUAGGGCCACAGUUGAUAAAUAGAGAUCUUUUCCAGAGUGCAGUCCCUCAGAUUAAGCUUCUCCGCAGUGUCCUCUGUGAACAAAUAAAGAAUGAAAGUUUUCUAGAGCCUCUUGGGUGGACUGGCGUGAGAAAAGCAGAUAUUGCUCUUUGUAUUCUCGACUCUCUUACCAUGCUAAUCAGUUUCCAUCAACACUUCGCAAAAAGCGAACAGGACGAAAUUGUGCGCACUUUUAUUCAGGGCAUCGGUUCUUGGGAAGGCACCUCGCGCGGCUGUAUACAUGCUUUGUCUGUCUGCUGCCAUGAGAUACCCCUUUCAGUGACUAAGGCUCUGAACGUAAUCGUUGAUAAAAUGUCAAAAAUAAUCACUCGAUCUAAUAUCGCUGCUCAUAUCCUUGAGUUUCUGGCCCUCCUCGCUCGAUUACCAGAUGUUUACGUCAACUUGCGAGAUCAGGAAAUACGGCCCCUAUUCGGGAUUUGUGUUCGAUAUAUACAAACGUCGAGGGAGAGGUAUAAGUCAGGUAAUCCUUUGAGCUUUCGGUCUAGUUCGUUACCUGCGCGGUUAAGCGGAGGAAUCAAAGAGCUGCCAUCAAUGCAGUCGACGGAGCCCUCGGACUCGACAAGUGCUGACGACCUCUCAAGAUAUGUCUACAUUCUAACAUACCAUGUUAUGGUUUUCUGGUUUCUUUCCCUUAAGCUCCAAGAUAGAGCAAACCACGUGAAUUGGAUCUCCAAACGUCUCAUCUUCACUGACGAUCAGGGAAAUCAUGUGGUCGAUGAGCAAAGCCAAGUCUUUAUCGAUUUCAUGCAGAGAGUGACGUUCUCGGACUUGGGGGAUACUAUUCCCUUUGAAAAGUUUCCAACCUCCGAGUCAGAUGGGCCUGUUAGCAAGAAGUCUUGGGUUGUUGGAAUGAGCAUCGUUACCAUUGAAACUGCGGGCGCUAGUGGAUUAAGUCAAGUUACGAAGAGGCAAGCAUCUGGAACGACGUAUGCUAUCUAUCAACAGCGAACAGCGCCAGUUCUGCCACACCAAAUACCUGUGUACCCCGGUUCACAUUCACUUAGCGACGGUCCUUCCUCACGAACGGCAAUAUUGCCAAGUCAUGUUCUUCUUCAAAUGACAACUACGGCCAUGCCCAUGCCGAUAAGCAUGCAGCCUAUACCUCUACCGGAUGACGAUUUCACCCGGCGGGCAAUCCGCACAUUUGACAGGAAUGACAUUGUCGAUGGCCAUAAAAUUGGGGUCAUCUAUAUCGGAGAAGGUCAAACUCAGGAGGCUGAAAUCCUAGCAAACGUGUCAGGGAGUCCAGAUUACGACUAUUUCCUCUGCGGUCUUGGAACAAAAGUUUCAAUCAAGGAUGCCAAAUUCAAUACUCAGGGAUUGCACAGCGACCAUGACGGCGAAUAUACAUAUGCAUGGCGCGAUCGAGUGACAGAAAUCAUCUACCACGUUGCCACAAUGAUGCCCACGAACCUCGAGACCGAUCCUCAGUGCGUUAAUAAGAAGCGACAUAUCGGGAACAGUUUCGUGAACAUCAUUUUCAACCGCUCCAACCUUGCUUUCAACUUCGACACCAUCCCGUCUCAGUUCAAUUUCGUCAAUAUCGUGAUCACCCCCGUUUGCAGGAUCAGUCCCUUCCACAACCUUAAUUCCGAACAGAAACCAACCGAUAUCCUCGACUUUAGCCGAUAUUUCUAUGUCGUCAAGGUAAUGACUAAAUCGGAUUUCCCAGACUUAUCCGCGUCCGCUGUACCAAAAGUUAUCUCCUGCAAAAAUCUUGCUUCCUUCGUCCGUAUUAUCGCACUAAACGCUUCAUUCUACUCGUUAGUCUCAAGCCGUGAUUCAGGUGAACACCUGUCAUCCUGGCACAACCGUCUCCGUGAGAUUCGGAGGCUACGAGAUCGUGCCACUGCAUCGGCAUCAAUAUCAGCACAAGGAGGGGUGGAGGGUACCACUGACGGCCCCAGUGAAGGAGGAACAUAUUCCCCAUACCGGCGGAAUACGAAAACUGUCACCCAACCCGAGGAACUGCCUAUCCAUCCAUCUGGAAAGUCAAACUCCUCUCCAAGCUCGGAAUGGGCGCCGCAACCGGAAACCAGCGUAUUCGCCAGCCUGGACUUUACAAAAUGGAGUCGAUGA